AUGCCGCCGACCUGGCGGGAGGAAGAGAACCAAAAACGCGGGUUCGAUCCACGCCUUGCUCAGUGGCGCGAACGGUACAUGCAGCUGAGCCCGCAGCAGCAACAGCAAAUCCGACAGCAGCUCAUCCAAAGGAGGAAGCAGCUGCGCCUGCGCGAGAUGUACAAACAGUGGAAGCUCCAACAACUGCAGCAGCUCAAGGAGAAGACUCUUCAAGCUCAACAGUUCCAGCAACACCAUCAGCAUAUGCAGAUGCAACGCCAACAACAGCAGGCACAGCAACACCAGCACCACCAGUACGGCGCACAGGGCAACCAAACGAUCGAGCAGCACCAUCAGCACCACCAGCCGACGCAACAGGCGACCUUCUCCUCGUGCGUACCGGCGAUCGAGGAGAUGCAGCGAUCGGCCGUCGACGGCUCAUCGACCUCCUCGCCCAAGCUGCGCCGGCUCAGUUCGUUCCGCCGCGGGCGCAUCACGCCGAUCAAGAAGAAGAGCUUCAAGCCCGGCAGCGGGGGAGGCCUCUCGUCGUCGGCGUCGGCCUGCACCACCGUCUCCCAGUCGCCGGCCGCAUUGGGGGGUAGAAGGACCUCCUUCAGCGCGCCGUCGAACUCGCUCACGGCGCCGUCGGCCGCCGAUGCCUGCGUGGGAGGCACCACCGAGCCUUUGGCUGACCACGGCGCGACGAUGAUCCGCCGGGCGCGCUCGUUCUCUGACCCCUCGUCGACCUGGCCGGCCCAGCAGCACCAGCUUCAACAGCUCCAGCAGAUUCGGCAUCAACAGCAGCAGCAGCAACAACAUCAGAUGAUGCAGCAGAACCACCAUCAACACCAGCAGAUGCAGCGGCAGAUGCUGCAGCAACAGCAACAGCAACAGCAACAGAUGAUGUUCCAGCAGCACCAGCAGCAACGCCAACAUCAACAGUUACACUCUCUUCCCAUUCAGCCAUCGCAGCAGCCGCAGCACCACCACCAGCUCUCGCCUCGACCGAUUCCCCACCACCACCAGCACUUCGCAGCGCCCUUUGCUCAACAGCAGCAACAGCAGCAACAGCAGCAACAGCAGCAACAGCAGCAACCCCGAAUGCCGGCCCAGAUGCUGCUGCAGCCCCUACAACCCCACCAACUGCAGCACCAGCACCAGCACCAGCAACAGCAACAACAGCAGCCCAUCCACACGCUGCCCUCGCCGUCGAUGUCCUACUCGGAGCCGGUGAUCCCGUCCUUCAGCCAGCGGCAGGAGUCGAUGGACCUCGAGACCGUGGCUCCGUCGCUCUCCUUCUCCACGCUCUCGCCGCCACCGGCGGCUUCGUCGCCUGCCUCGCCUGCGCCCGCCGCCAACGGCGCCCUCUCCUUGCCGCCGCCGCAGCAGUCCUUCCAAUCGCUCUCGGCGCUGCUGGGCGGUCCGCAGGACCUGGACCAGGACCAGUCGCCGGCGCCGCCCAUCGACGCCCUCCAUCAGCUGAACCUGGGCGAGAUCGACCCCAGCGACGCGCUCGCCCUGGAGAUGGCCGACGACCAGCAGUUCCUGCGCGAGCUCAUGGAGAUGCAACAGCAGCACCACAACGACCACCUC
Molecule: messenger RNA, 1572 nt
Organism: Acanthamoeba castellanii str. Neff
Lineage: Eukaryota; Discosea; Longamoebia; Acanthamoebidae
Exons: 3
Source: RefSeq, a predicted model, not a curated record